AUGCCUGUCCGCUUCGGCCCCAACCAGUUCCUCGAGUACGACGACCGCUACGGGGUGCUGCUGUGCCACGAGUGCCAGUACGCCAUCCAGAAGAGCGCCCUGCAGAGCCACCUGCUCCGGCACAAGAUCUACCGCGCCGAUCGACAGCAACUGCUGGACGUGAUUGCGGGCCUGCACCUCCUCGAGCCCGAUCACGUGCCCCUGCCUCCCCCGGAGUCGCCCCCCAUCAAGGGCCUCCCCGUCAUCGCUGGCUAUCGAUGUACGGCUCCGGACUGUGCCAAUCUCUGUGCCAGUCUCAAGCGCAUGAAGGGCCAUUGGAGGGAAAGCCAUGGUCUUGCUGAUGCUUCCCUUACGCGCCCGGUGAAGCUGCAGACUUUCUUCCGCGGGACCAAGAUUCGCUACUUUGAGGUUACGCCUACAGCAGACGAUGCUGACGAAAGACGAGAUGAAGAGGUUGACGACGAGGAGAUGCACGACCAGGAGGAGGGGCAAGAGCUGACGCUGUCGAUUGCAACUCAUAUUCCCACCCCGACUGUGAACCUCGAGACGCUGUCCUACUUCCACCACUUCACAUCGACCACGAGUCUUACUCUGCCCAGUCCGCAAAGCCCAUUGUCAUCAGCCCAAUUCUGGCAGACUCAUGUCGUGCCUCAAGCGCUGCGUCUGGAAUGGCUGAUGUGUGGUCUGCUGGCGCUCGCCGCCUGCCACUUGGUCGCAUUCACGGACAAUAAAGCAGUCGAACAGCAGCACCGGACACGGGCGGCCGAGUUCUCAUCCCGAUUCCGCACUGGCUGGGGAGAGUCGGUUGCGAUCGCUACUGAAGAAGUGAGAGAGGCAGCGAUGCAGAUUGCAUGUUUGCUACGUUGUGCACACUGGGCGUUGGCCGAAUCAGCCUCCGACCAGCGCAUUAUGCCCGAGCCAGGCGUGCCAGAGCAACUGCAGGAUAUCGUCACCACCAUCCAGAGCUCCCUGCCUCCCGCCGCACCGCCUGAACCUGAGACGCCCGUGCAGGCGCUGCGAAUGCUCUCAUGGAGCUCCCCUGCGCCCGGGAGCAAAAUCCCCACAGAGAUCUGGAACCGCAUUCUCGGUCUCCCGCCUUACAUGGCCGACACCUUCCGGAAUCACAAUGCGCCGGACGUGUUUGCCCUGUCAUCGGCGGGUGCGGCCUUGGUGGAAUGCAGCGAUACGAGCUUUGCGACCGACGAGGUUGGGUCGGCGUGGUGGGGGAUGGCGAGCUGGCUGAACCGAGUGCCGCUGCACUUUCGGGACUUGGUGGCGCGCCAUGAUCCAGCGGCCCUGGUCCUGGUCGCUCAUUGGGCAGCGCUUCUGGUCAAUCGAGCCGAGCGCUGCGGAUGCUGGUUCGUCAGGGGGUUGAGCAUGACGAUCCUGCUGCGGAUUGCCGAGCGACUGCCCGAGAACGAUGACGGAGCGGUGCAGCGACUCAUUGCGUUUACGAUUGCAGCGUAG
Messenger RNA from Aspergillus mulundensis, 1467 nucleotides. Its product is annotated as Orsellinic acid biosynthesis cluster protein D. NCBI's taxonomy places the organism in Eukaryota, Fungi, Ascomycota, Eurotiomycetes, Eurotiales, Aspergillaceae. The coding region runs from base 1 to 1467 and encodes 488 amino acids. The transcript has a single exon. Gene Ontology annotation, biological process: regulation of transcription by RNA polymerase II. Gene Ontology annotation, molecular function: DNA-binding transcription factor activity, RNA polymerase II-specific. The record is from RefSeq and is a predicted model, not a curated record.